This is a messenger RNA of Acanthochromis polyacanthus (spiny chromis), 579 nucleotides long. RefSeq names its product cuticle collagen 34-like. The record is from RefSeq and is a predicted model, not a curated record. Bases 1 to 579 code for a protein of 192 amino acids. The transcript is spliced from 2 exons. NCBI's taxonomy places the organism in Eukaryota, Metazoa, Chordata, Actinopteri, Pomacentridae.
AUGAAAGUAUUUUUGAGUCUGCAGCAGGUCGCUGUGGGGUCAGCCCGGUCUGACCGCUGCUUCACCGGGUCAUCAGUCCUGCUGGACAGCCGGGGGCCUCCAGGGCCUCCAGGGCCUCCAGGGCCUCCAGGACCUCCAGGGCCUCCAGGGCCUCCAGGGCCUCCAGGGCCUCCAGGACCUCCAGGACCUCCAGGGCCUCCAGGGCCUCCAGGGCCUCCAGGACCUCCAGGGCCUCCAGGGCCUCCAGGGCCUCCAGGACCUCCAGGACCUCCAGGGCCUCCAGGGCCUCCAGGGCCUCCAGGGCCUCCAGGACCUCCAGGGCCUCCAGGGCCUCCAGGGCCUCCAGGGCCUCCAGGACCUCCAGGACCUCCAGGACCUCCCGGGCCUCCAGGGCCUCCAGGACCUCCAGGACCUCCCGGGCCUCCAGGGCCUCCAGGACCUCCAGGGCCUCCAGGUCCAACCAGAGUUCAGCUGUUUGUUGAACACGAAAAACACGAUUUCAUCCAAAACAUGAAGCAGCAGAAGAUCCACACUGAGAUCUGCAGAACCAGAACCAUGGAACCCUCAGUAGAACCAUAG